Fusarium vanettenii 77-13-4 is the source of this 1359-nucleotide messenger RNA. RefSeq lists its product as uncharacterized. The transcript is spliced from 2 exons. Bases 1 to 1359 code for a protein of 452 amino acids. The record is from RefSeq and is a predicted model, not a curated record. NCBI's taxonomy places the organism in Eukaryota, Fungi, Ascomycota, Sordariomycetes, Hypocreales, Nectriaceae.
AUGGACGACGAAGCUCCUACCGCUGGCCAGGUGGUUAGUCUCGUCGUAAUCUGCUUCCUCCUCGCACCGCGCCUCUUGCGGCUUAUCGGGACUCUGAUUGGAGACAUCGCAAGAUCCUCCAUCCGGGGCCGCGUGCCACCCGUACACAGAGUAACUCAUACCCCCCGGGACUGUUCUGUCAUCGUUCCGAUCACGAACCCAGACAGCACAGACCUCGAGUGUUGUCUCCGUUCCAUCUUGAAAAACAAUCCCUUGUAUCUUUAUAUCGUCACUGUCGGCAUUGAAGAUCGGGAUCGCCUGGAAAGACGCCUAAACCAUCUGCGCAAAGAGUUUCCCCUGAUACAUAUCACCGUCGGCGCUGUCAAAAGACGCAGCAAGCGUCGUCAGAUCGCACACGCCAUAAAGAGCGUCACUACCCAGAUCACCGUAAUCGUGGACGACAAUGUGAUUUGGCCACCCGGGUUUCUAGGAGGGGCAUUGGGUCCUUUUGAGCAUCCCGUGUUGAACUGCAUCACGGUACCCAAGUGUGUGCGAGCACCUCUCUGCGACUCCUUCUCGACCAGUUGCUGGAAACGGUUGGCCAACUUUCAGUAUGCUUACUUGCAUCUCCAGAAUCGAGUCGCAACCGCAUACGAUUUCUCGGCAAUCCCUUUAGGGUCGACUGUGCUGUAUCGCACUUACGCUCUCGAUCAGGUUUUGGAUGAGUAUGAGACGGAGCACUGCUACUUUGGAAGAAUCGGCGCACUCACGGCAGAUGAGCACAGCUUCUAUAACCUAUACCUUCUUCAGCAUGACGACCGCUUCAACGUCCCUUUUACCCCUGGAACGUCCAUCGAGGUCUGCAUCUACUCCUUUUCUGACUUCAUCGCCGAUUGCGAACGUCAUAUCAGAAGUACAUGGCGUAUCAGCGCCAACAUGCUCACCUCCCAACAGUGCCUCCGCUAUCCAUGGGGUCUCUAUGCAACAUGGCUCUCUGAGCUUGCUUCGUUCACGCUGAUCUGGGAUGCCAUCAUUAUUUCCUUGUUUUUUUGUUUGUUUGGCAUGAAGUUGGUGGAGGCCAUCAUGACCAUGAUCCACAUGGACUUUAGAUACUGCGACUUCUUGGGUAUCCUUCCUCUCCUUAUCGUCCUCAUUCCAUGCCAUUACAUCUACACCAUCCUCAAGAUCAAGGCUCUCCUCACCUACCAACACAUCGAGCAUGCCGAAUACAAAAAGCUUGACAGGGAGCGGGACAAGUCGAACGAACCAACUUGGCUUAUUGGUGGUGACUCUGUGCUCAGGGGGCCCCCGAAACGCCAGUAUCGUGGACUGAAGAAUGCUAGUUUUAUUAAAAAGCAGAAGACUGUUAGACAAGUGUGA